UGGUCCAUUGGUCCACCCAGUGGAAUUGAUGAGAACCGGACCUUCCCUUCCCUUCCCUUCCCUUACCUUCCCUUCUCCUUUAAAAGCCAUUACCUCCUCUGCUCCCUCUCCCAGCUCUUAAUUGUUUCUCUCUUCUAAUUCACCUAUUAGCUACAACAUCAAAUCAUGGAGUCUUCACCAUCACCACUGCAAGAAGAAGAAGAAGAGAACCAUCUUCUUCAUCAGCCUCUCCUUCAAGAAAAGCCAAUAUCUUCAAACGCCCACCAAGGCAACGACCAACUCGAAGCUGUACUCUCAAACGAAAGUCUAUCACAGUUCAAGCGUCUCCAAUUAGCUUCCUUGAUUGAACUCAAGAUGCUCUUCAAUCUAGCAGGCCCAGCUGUAGUCAUGUACAUGAUCAACUAUCUCAUGUCCAUGUCCACCCAAAUCUUCUCCGGUCACCUCGGUAACCUCGAACUCGCCGCCUCUUCUCUCGGCAACACCGGCAUCCAAGUCUUCACCUAUGGCCUCCUGCUGGGCAUGGGGAGUGCAGUUGAGACACUAUGUGGCCAAGCAUAUGGAGCGGCGAAAUACGAAAUGCUAGGGAUCUAUAUGCAGAGAUCAACUGUUCUACUUAUGGCAACUGGGAUCCCACUCACGUUGAUGUAUAUCUUCUCGAAAUCCCUAUUACUUCUACUGGGUGAAUCGUCCACCAUAGCUUCCGCCGCCGCCGUGUUCGUGUAUGGAUUGAUCCCUCAAAUAUUUGCCUACGCAGCUAACUUUCCCAUUCAGAAAUUUCUACAAGCACAAAGCAUCGUUUUCCCAAGUGCCUAUAUAUCAACAGCUACUCUUGCACUUCAUAUCUUAUUAAGUUGGCUAGUAGUGUACAAGCUUGGACUUGGUCUAUUAGGUGCAUCCUUGGUGUUGAGCUUGUCAUGGUGGAUUAUUGUGGUGGCUCAGUUCUGUUAUAUAGUGAUGAGUGGUAGGUGUAAGCAUACAUGGACUGGGUUCACCAUGAAAGCUUUUACUGGGUUGCCGGAGUUCUUGAAACUGUCGGUGUCGUCGGCGGUGAUGCUCUGCUUGGAAGCUUGGUACUUUCAGAUACUUGUUUUGAUUGCUGGUUUGCUCAAGAACCCUCAGUUGGCUUUGGAUUCUCUCUCUGUCUGCAUGACAAUCAAUGGUUGGGUGUUCAUGGUUUCUGUUGGAUUCAACGCAGCUGCAAGUGUGAGGGUGAGCAAUGAGCUAGGAGCAGGACACCCAAAAUCGGCAGCAUUUGCAGUGGUGAUGGUGACAGGGGUGUCGUUAGUGAUAGCAAUGAUACUGGCAGCGGUGGUGAUGGCGAUACGCCAUGUCCUCAGUUAUGCUUUCACGAGCGGUGAGACCGUCGCCAACGCAGUUUCUGAACUAUGCCCACUCCUCGCAGUCACCCUUAUCCUCAAUGGCAUCCAACCGGUACUCUCUGGCGUGGCUGUUGGAUGCGGAUGGCAGAAAUUUGUGGCGUACGUUAAUGUGGGAUGCUAUUACGUGGUUGGGAUACCACUGGGGGCUCUGCUGGGUUUUAAGUUCGAUUUGGGUGCCAAGGGCUUAUGGUCAGGGAUGAUAGGCGGUACAGCAAUGCAGACACUCAUUUUAUUAUGGAUUACAUAUCGUACUGAUUGGAACAAAGAGGUGGAGAAAGCUACGGCACGCUUGGAUAUAUGGGAAGACAAGGCAGAAACCAGGUCCUAGGAAUUACUACUGAGUUGAAGCCUUAAUUUGAGAAAACACAUUGAAAGUGAAUUAGCCGCAACCAGCAGUGGGAGAGAGCAUGUCAAAGAUGCUUUGAACGCUGCAAACCACCGACAUGGCUAGACCGGUCCAUCCAUCUCUGGUCCAGCCCGCCCCUUUUGGCUGGCCCUGUUCAUCAUUAUUAUUUAUUUUUAACAAUGUGAGACCUUAAAUACGCUUGUCUAUUGUCCUUUUCAUUCAACACUUUUUUUUUUUAAAAUGAAAAUAAAACUUCUAUA
Messenger RNA from Macadamia integrifolia, 1985 nucleotides. Its product is annotated as protein DETOXIFICATION 40-like. Gene Ontology annotation, biological process: xenobiotic detoxification by transmembrane export across the plasma membrane. The record is from RefSeq and is a predicted model, not a curated record. Lineage: Eukaryota; Viridiplantae; Streptophyta; Magnoliopsida; Proteales; Proteaceae. Gene Ontology annotation, molecular function: antiporter activity; xenobiotic transmembrane transporter activity. The coding region runs from base 166 to 1707 and encodes 513 amino acids. The transcript is spliced from 7 exons. Gene Ontology annotation, cellular component: membrane.